AUUUAUAGUUGAUCUCCAAGCAAUUUUACCAAGCAGAAUUCGUUUAUAAAUUCUUAGUAGCUAUUGAAUAUUUGUAAUGGCUUUAAUAACCACAUUAAACACUAAAUUCAUCUCCGAACACAUUGUCAAACCUUCGUCUCCAACACCUAACCAUCUUCGAUCUCUACGAGCCUCGUUGUUUGAUCAUAUAAACGUACCUAUCCUAAUGCCCCUUAUCUUCUUCUUUUACUCUCAAAAACAUACUACCAAGAUUGGUGCUAAUGAUGUCUUGGAUCGACUCAAAAAAACCCUUCCCUAUGCAUUAUCCGUUUUCUAUCCACUAGCAGGGCGUGUUCUGGAUGCUAAUUCCAUAAGCUGUAACGACGAGGGUGUGCCCUAUGUGCAAGCUGAGGUGGAUAAGCCAUUGAUAGAUGUAGCUUACAAGGCCGAGAUCUCUCAGCUUGAUAAAUUGUUACCCCCUUAUGGCCAAGAAGGGUUUACGGCCUUGUUGUUAGCCAUCCAAGUCAAUGUUUUUACUUGUGGCGGUCUUGCCAUUGGGGUGAAGAUGAGUCAUGCCAUUUCCGAUGCCUUUUCUUUUGUGAUGUUUGUCAAAACAUGGGCAUCUAUGGUCGCCAAUGGUAAUAACCAAUAUCAUCACAAUCUUUGUGGCCGCCCUUGUUUCGAUAUAUGGAAACUUUUUCCACCUUCGACACCAAAAUUUAACAAUUUUGAUGAUUGUGAUGCCAACCAAAAUGCUGAUUUUAUCAAGGAUAGACCGGUUUCAAAGUGGUUCAUCUUUAGCGAAGAAAAGUUACAUGUACUUAGAUCCAAACUAUUUCCCGAAACUAAUACAAGUACCAGUCCUAAUAGGGCUAGAGUUCCUUCCCUCCCUAUGGUAUUAUCAGCCUUCGUUUGGAGUAGGAUCAAGUUAUCUUGUUACAAUAGUGUCAAUAGUAUACCUUAUGAAGUUUAUCAUGCGGUUAAUCUUCGCCCUCGAGUGAGUCCACCUGAUGAUCAAUCAUAUUACUUUGGUAACAUGGUUGUAAAUGCUAUAAUAAAGUUGUGUACGACGAUCAAUGAUAAAAACAUAUCAAAUUGUCAACGCCACUUCUUAAACCAAAUGAACGAGUCCAUCGGAAAAGUAAACAAUGAUGAGUUCAUAAGAGAAAUGCAAGAGGGUAAAGAGGACUUGAAGUUUAUAACACAGCACUUCGAAAGGGAGAGCAAAGGAGAUAUCGUUGCACUCGGGUUCAGCAAUUUACGGAGCUUGCGGGUCUAUGAAGCUGAUUUUGGUUGGGGGAAGCCAAUUUGGGUUACAUCGGCAACACUAAUGUUCAAGAAUUUGGUCAUAUUCAUUCCUGCUGGUCCAUCGUCCAAUAAUAUUGUAGCUUAUAUCAACUUGAAUAGCGAAGAUAUGGCUAAACUCGAAAAUGAUAAAGAAUUUACUGUGCUCGUGUCCAAGGCACCUCAUGCUACCAGCAAGCUCUAAGAAUCUAAGAACUCGAUUUUAUAUUUUUCAUAAGACGGGUUAAAGUUAUCUUAAAUGUAUUUAAAGUUACU
Molecule: messenger RNA, 1539 nt
Organism: Chenopodium quinoa (quinoa)
Lineage: Eukaryota; Viridiplantae; Streptophyta; Magnoliopsida; Caryophyllales; Amaranthaceae
Product: acetyl-CoA-benzylalcohol acetyltransferase-like
Exons: 1
Coding region: 77-1468 (463 amino acids)
Source: RefSeq, a predicted model, not a curated record